This is a messenger RNA of Trichoderma gamsii, 1338 nucleotides long. RefSeq lists its product as hypothetical. Gene Ontology annotation, molecular function: protein phosphatase regulator activity; phosphoprotein phosphatase activity. Bases 1 to 1338 code for a protein of 445 amino acids. Lineage: Eukaryota; Fungi; Ascomycota; Sordariomycetes; Hypocreales; Hypocreaceae. The record is from RefSeq and is a predicted model, not a curated record. Gene Ontology annotation, biological process: nuclear envelope organization. Gene Ontology annotation, cellular component: Nem1-Spo7 phosphatase complex. The transcript has a single exon.
AUGGCCGACGAUCUCGACUCCAUCGUUAAGGGCGCUCCUACGGCCACGGCCACAGCCACAGCCGCCGCCGCCAACACCAACGAUGCCAGCGAUAAUGCCAGCGCAAACGCCAAAGCCGGCACGAGCCCCUUCCCGCCUAUGCUGGGCCUAGGCAAGCCUGGCGAUCCGCUGCAUCACACGCCCAGCUCGCCGUCCAUGAUCUACCUGAAUCUCCUCAUCCUCGAGGCCUCGCUGCGCGCGCAGUUCCUGGAGCUGCGAGCCCGCAAGCGCCACCACACCUUCUUUCUCGCCAUCCUGACGCUCUGGGUCGCAUUCUUCGCUUAUAAGCUGUACUUUGCCCCCCGAGAAGAUGGCCGCGGCGUUGGAGGAUCGAUAUACUGGGCGGUUGAGGGCGCUCAAAAGGUGUGCUUCAUGGGCGGAAUCAUCACAGCCGCCCUUGUCUGGGCCACGGGCAUCUGGGAGCGCGGCAUUCGGUGGCCGCGCCGCUGGUUCGCCAUAUCCAACCGAGGCCUGCGUGGCUUCAACUGCAAGCUCGUCAUCAUUCGACAGACGUGGUGGGCCGAGGCACUGUCGACUAUUGGCUUCUUCCUUACCUAUGGCCUAUUUUCACAUACGGCCAGUUCGUCGUACCGUCUCGUCGAGCCGCAGCUGCUACGCCAGGUCGAGAAGGAGCUUCAACUCACGAGUGAUAACCACCCCACAUUGGUUCUGCCCCCCGAUGACGACGAGUUUGGCGGACAUGAAGAAGAUUUGGCACCCGGCGGCGACUACGUUAAGCUAUUACUAUUACCCAAGCCGUUUUCGCCCACCUUUCGCGAAAACUGGGAGCUAUAUCGUACAGAGUACUGGGAGAGGGAGAACGAACGUCGACGAUUGUUGCGGCAGAAAGUCAAGGAACACUCCAAGAAAGUUGCAAAAGAGCAAUACGGCUGGCUGUGGUGGCUUCCCUGGCACCAGAAUCCACAGCCUCGCGUGCGCCGCGAGCCACAGAAGAUGGUCCAUCACCGGAUAGCGAGCGCUGAACGCAAGCGUAGGGGCAGUAGUGUGCGCCGCUCGUCAGUGAGCUCUUCGAGAAGCCCGACUCCUCAAAUCUUUGAUAGCGACGGUCAAACUCCGCGCAAACAAAGCCCCAUCUCGGAGAAACGCCGAAAGCCAGCAGGGUCAAUAUCCAAAGUCAAGAGACCUGGCGGCGACUCUAGGUCUGUAACGCCCGAUGUGCCCUCACGCCUCUCUAGAGAGAGCAGCGUGACUCUUGACACAGAGACAGACGGCAGCAGUGGAAGGACGCUACGCAGUGCGAGCAAAAGAGCAAGUCCAGUGCCUUUAUCGCCUGAUUAA